This is a messenger RNA of Apis cerana (Asiatic honeybee), 3180 nucleotides long. RefSeq names its product DNA topoisomerase 3-beta (gene Top3beta). Gene Ontology annotation, biological process: DNA recombination; DNA repair; DNA topological change. Gene Ontology annotation, molecular function: DNA topoisomerase type I (single strand cut, ATP-independent) activity; DNA binding. Lineage: Eukaryota; Metazoa; Arthropoda; Insecta; Hymenoptera; Apidae. The record is from RefSeq and is a predicted model, not a curated record. Gene Ontology annotation, cellular component: nucleus.
UGUUAUGUUGGUAACUUUACUAGCAUCAUAUCAAAAAAGUGAAUUUGCUUAUGUUUAUUAUUAUAAGUAAUGUUUGUUUUAAAACCAAAUUCAAAAUCUCUUUUACAAUUAAAAAAUAAUAAUAAUAAAAAUAAACAUUAAGAAUUAAAUUAUAGAAUAAUUUAAUAGCUUCUUAAAUAUUUUGGAAUGCAGGAUAUGUCAUGCGUAUCCGAUAGUUACUUUCUUCAAAUAUAUAGAUUUUCUUAGUAAAAGUUAAUAUUUUCUUGUAAAAACAAAAUAUAUAAAUAAACAUUUUUAUAGAAAUGAAGACAGCUUUGAUGGUGGCUGAAAAGCCAUCAUUGGCAGCUUCGUUAGCCAAUAUUUUAAGUAACGGUCGAUGCACUUCACGAAAAGGUUUAAAUGGAUCGUGUUCAGUGCACGAAUGGAUAGGACAAUUUAGAUCAGAAACUGUAAACUUUAAAAUGACUUCUGUAUUUGGUCAUGUCAUGACAUUAGAUUUUAUUGGAAAGUAUAAUAAUUGGGACAAAGUUGAUCCUGCAGAGUUAUUUUCUUGUCCAACUGAAAAAAAAGAAGCAGUUCCUAGAUUAAAAAUACCAUACUUUUUAGCUAAGGAAGGAGCACAUUGUGAUUAUUUAGUUCUAUGGCUUGAUUGUGACAAAGAAGGUGAAAAUAUUUGUUUUGAAGUUAUAUAUGCAGUUCAGCAAGGAAUGAAUAAAAGAUUAAAUCCAAAUGAUAUUUGGAGGGCAAGAUUUUCUGCUAUUACAGAAAAGGAUAUAAAAUCUGCAUUAGUAAAUUUAAUAAAACCAAAUGAAAAUGAAGCAAAAAGUGUUGAUGCUCGUCAAGAAUUGGAUUUACGAAUUGGUUGUGCUUUCACAAGAUUCCAAACAAAAUUUUUUCAGGGUAAAUAUGGAGAUUUAGAUGUAUCUCUAAUUUCUUAUGGUCCUUGUCAAACACCAACAUUAGGAUUUUGUGUGCAAAGACAUGAUGAAAUUCAAACAUUCAAGCCAGAUCCUUAUUGGGUUUUACAGGUUACAGUUAAAUCUUCUGAUGGUCAAGACAUUAUUUUGAACUGGACUCGUGUGCGAUCUUUUGACAAGGAGAUAGCAAAUAUGUUUCUAAGUCAUGUAAAAGAAUAUGAUCAAGCAACGAUCAUAAGUGUAGAAAAUACAGAAAAAACAAAAUCGCGACCUAUAGCUUUAAAUACGGUAGAGUUAAUGAGAGUGGCAAGUUCAGGUUUAGGAAUGGGUCCUCAUCAUGCUAUGCAGAUUGCAGAACGUCUUUAUACUCAAGGAUAUAUAAGUUAUCCUCGAACUGAAACAACAUUAUAUCCAGAAAAUUUCGAUUUACUUGCAGCAUUAAAACAACAACAGAAUAAUCCUGAUUGGGGAGAUCAAGUUCGUAAGAUAUUAACUACUGGCAUUAAUAGACCAAAAAAAGGAUGCAAUGUUGGAGAUCAUCCUCCUAUUACUCCAAUGAAACAUGCUACACGAAAUGAACUCGAUGGGGAUACAUGGAGAUUAUAUGAUUACAUAACUCGACACUUUAUUGCAACGCUGGCUCACGACUGUAAAUAUUUGAGUACUACAAUUAAAUUUGAAAUAGGAAUGGAAAUAUUCACAGCAAAUGGUCAUAGUUUAUUAGAUCCUGGAUAUACUAGCAUACUCACAUGGCAAGCACUUGGAAGUAAUGAUAAUUUACCAAGAUUCACACCGGGUGAAAAAGUCAACAUACAAGAGAUAAAGUUAGUUGAAUGUUAUACACAACCUCCAGAUUAUUUGACAGAAUCUGAAUUAAUAUCUCUUAUGGAGAAACAUGGUAUUGGAACUGAUGCCUCUAUUCCAGUACACAUAAAUAAUAUAUGUAUGCGAAAUUAUGUUAAUGUAGCAACUGGUAGAAAAUUAGUACCUACUUCUUUAGGAAUUGUGUUAGUUCAUGGAUAUCAAAAGAUAGAUCCUGAAUUAGUUCUACCUACAAUGAGAUCUGCAGUAGAAGAACAAUUAAAUUUAAUAGCUCUAGGUCGAGCAGAUUUUCAUGCUGUGUUACAACAUACAGUUGAAAUUUUCAAACAAAAAUUUCAUUAUUUUGUAAAAAAUAUAGAAGCAAUGGAUCAAUUAUUUGAAGUUUCCUUUUCUCCUCUUUCUGCGUCGGGAAAAGCACAUUCUAGAUGUGGAAAAUGUCGACGCUACAUGAAAUAUAUACAAACAAAGCCAUCUAGAAUGCAUUGCGCACACUGUAACGAAACGUAUAAUCUUCCACAGAAUGGAAAUAUUCGAAUUUAUAAGGAAUUGAAAUGUCCAUUAGAUGAUUUCGAAUUAUUAUCAUGGUCUACUGGAGCACGAGGAAAAAGUUUCACAUUCUGUCCAUAUUGUUACAAUAAUCCUCCAUUUAGAGAUAUGAAAAAAGGAAUAAGUGGUUGCAAUUCUUGUACACAUCCGACCUGUCCACAUGGCAUGAAUUCUAAUGGUAUAUCGAGUUGUCUAGAAUGUAAUGCUGGUAUACUCGUCCUUGAUCCUUCAGCUGCACCUAAAUGGAAACUUGGAUGUAAUCGUUGUGAUGUUAUUAUUCAUUUAUUCGAAAAUGCUCAUAAAGUGACAGUCGAUACAGAAGUGUGCGAGUGCGGAGCUCAAUUAGUUACUGUAGAAUAUAAACAGGAAAAAAGUAAGUUACCUAAUGAAAGUACGGAAAUGACUGGUUGCGUCUUUUGUACUCCAGCUUUCAUGGCGCUUGUGGAAAAGCAUCGUGCAGUUGCUUCGAAACCGGUUACAACUCGUAGUCGUGGCCACGCAAAAGGUCGCAGCCGAGGUAAACCUCGUCCUCCAAAAGAUAAAAUGGCACAAUUAGCUGCGUAUUUUGUAUAAAUAAUUCUAUUUGUAAAUGAAGUACAUAGAUGUUAUAAUUUUUUUCCUAUUUACAUUUUGACAUUUUCGCUAUUACAUAAUCUUAAAAAUAAAUCGAAAUGUAUUCAUUAUCUCAAAAAUUCACACGUAUAUUAAGUUAUUUUUUUUAUAAUAUAAUCAAUUAUAUUUUUCUCAACUUAUCAAUAAUAGUAUCGAAUUAGUUAAAAAAUUAUGAAAGUUAAUAUUUAUGUUUAAAAAAUAUAUAUAUCUAUAUGUAUUAUUGAUUAUUAUAAAUCUUUUAAAAAUUGUAAAUGAAAGAAAUCUAACUGGAAUUAUCAAUUGA